Saccoglossus kowalevskii is the source of this 2770-nucleotide messenger RNA. RefSeq lists its product as uncharacterized. The record is from RefSeq and is a predicted model, not a curated record. Lineage: Eukaryota; Metazoa; Hemichordata; Enteropneusta; Harrimaniidae.
CGCAGUUGAAUAAAUUCACAACAUUCCAAGGUCUUGCUGACCUGUCGCGGACUGAUUCUCUUGACCUUGUACAAUUCCCCCAAAAUAUGCAAGAAAGACCUGUGACUGGGCAGCAUGUUAUUAUCUCAUUGUGUACGAGGAUGUGGUCAUGCGUAAUGCAUAAUGAUGAACACAUGUUAAAAACAGGGAAGACCUAGGCUCACCGACACAAGCCAUAACACCGGGGAUAUUUCAAAUCGACAUCAACGCAAUAGUAUAUACGUGUUCGCAGUAUUGUAUGUAUGAUACGGUGACAUUUAACAGUUGAAAAAGGGGAUUGGAUCAGCUGCCGCACUCCCCGACGAUGCCCACGUAUGAUAUUGAGAACAGUUACGAUGCAUCAAGUACCGUUGAAAUUCUCGAGCUCUCCAAGGCAGGCGAGAAACGGCAACAGCAGGUUGAGAACGAUCCCGGAUUUUACCAAGAAUACGACGCCAACAGUACGAAACUACCCGUUUGGACCCAGGUAAUCCGAUUCCUGGCGACGAUCGUAAUAGUGUGUUUCAGCUUGUCCGCUAAUUGGGUCAACAGCAACUUGCAAUGGCAGCAUUUCCCCUGGGAGCGAUACUACGCCGCGGCGGCCGACAACGCGACAACAGAGUAUGACGGCGUGGCGCCGGUGACGUACUCAGAAGACUCUGAACGAACGACCGGUAUUGGAUGGCUGACGAAUUAUGAUAUUUCCACCAUUAUGGCUCUACAAGGUUUCUGUAUUAUAUUGACUAUUUUAUAUGCAGUGGAGUUGUGUGUCAUGUACACUAAUUACCACUCCGCAAUGCCACAGGACAGUGAUGCUACCGCGGCGUGUGUUCUACGGUGUCACUUCAUACAGAUAUUGACAACCCUACUGAUGGGCGAUUUGGCCAUCUCGUUGAUCAACUACCGGUUGACUGGCGUCGGACCAAAUGGGUCUUGCCGACUUGCACUAUUUCAGUACCCAAACGAGCUGAACAUUGCACAAACCGUCGCCAUGGCAGCCACUUUUCUUAUACUAGCCAAAAAGUUAAUUUAUUUCUUGUGUAUUAUAUUAGUGCCGGUACUGGGACGUACGCGAUGUUUUCGUUGCACUCAACGCAUUCCUGGUAAUUUAUAUUUUUCAAGCAGAAAACAUGCCACGUACAUCCAGCGUUACAGGUUGUGUUAUGCCGUGAUUGCUCUCUGUGCCGCUGUUGCCUCGAUCUACUUCUGUGUUGGGACUCUGGUAAACAUUGUCGGUCGGACAGACCAGGCGGACGUGCGAAUUUUGACCAGCGUGCAUAAAUAUGGACACGUUAACGAUAUCGCAUCCCGGCGUUCGCUACCUGUGGCAACUCUGGAAAACGCAAUCCAAGCUGGGCCAGGUGGUUACGAAGUGAAUAUGCGAUGUAACGAAUUAUGGAACGAAAAUAGUGGUCUAUCUGAGCCUCGCGUGGAAUGUUCCCCGCCCGACUGUUCGGUACGAAUACAACUGUUUUACAGCCCCCGAAAUAACUCGUUUUGGCACCAGUUUGUCGACGGUGGCGGAUCUACUCAAUCGUGGACAUGCUCAACAACUGUUAGUACAACGGACGGAGACCACGAUCAGUACUACUAUACUAGCGACGAUGUAUGGGUCUCGUAUUAUGAUACGUGUUACCGCGUAUGUGACGCCGUAUAUACAACUAGAAAUAAAACUACGAACUUGAACGAGUCGUGUUUCUAAAAUGCAGAAACGAACAUGCAUGACAGUGAAUUUAAGUUAGUUCCAGGGACCAUGUUGCCAGUCGAUAGUUGUGUGAUUACAUAACACAACACGAAAAUACAAUUACGGCCAUCUUACUGCCACAAUUCAGGUCGUUUUUUUAUCAAAGCCUCGUAUUUUAUAUUGCCUCAUCCUCUCGAGAGCCCAAGGCCUAAUCCCGACGGUACCCAUUGUUCCAAACUAUGCAAGUACCACUUAUACCCUGGGCAAACAGCUCGUAUAAGGUUUUGUGAGUACCAAAACAUAACCAUGUAGACGACUUGCAUCGCCACGUGUUUCAAAUCAAAAAGUCAGAAAAAAGUAUAUACAAGUCAUUAUUAAAACUAUAUUGUCGUUUUUCCCUAUAAGUGGCAUCAAUAAAUAUGUAGUUGACGCUACUCGUGUCUAGGCAUGUCUCCAGCUUACUUUCUCAUAUCGUACGAUUACCGCAAGGGCGUGCGUAACAUAACGUAAUAGCCUGCAGGCGAAAUAGUAACGCCAGCGAUAUACGCGCCCAUAACGACGUUGAUGGUUACUGAGGGGGUACAGUAAUGGAAUCUUUUCUAGCGGGCGGGUCACUCUGGUUACACGUUACGUCAUGAUUAUACGAAUCACGCGAUGUGUUCAGUACGGUGAAUCGAUCGGAGAUGUGCUGUCUGACAAUAUACAUUUGACUAAUGAAGGUUAUGUAUACACGACCUCUGAUACAAGAAUGCGAGUGCUACUCUAGACUGAUUUCGCUCACUGUAUUUGCUUUGGCAUUCUGGUACGAACAUGUACUGUGACAUAUAGCAUACAGAAUAAUACACCUGAUCACCUUAGAGUACGACUUAUGAAUAUUUUUAUCCGGAUUAAUAUUUGUACAAUAUAUUUUGAAUAGUGGAAGAAAACAAUGUACAUGUUUGGGGACCAAUUGUUAAAAUUAAGUUUGAACAGAGUUUGUGUGUGCCAAGUACUAAUUACUGCCAAUAUAAUUUGUUUGUAUUUGAAUGUAACAUUCGUGUUGAGUAUUAAAUAAAGGGAAAUACAUGA